This is a messenger RNA of Stereum hirsutum FP-91666 SS1, 387 nucleotides long. RefSeq lists its product as uncharacterized. The transcript is spliced from 3 exons. NCBI's taxonomy places the organism in Eukaryota, Fungi, Basidiomycota, Agaricomycetes, Russulales, Stereaceae. Bases 1 to 387 code for a protein of 128 amino acids. Gene Ontology annotation, molecular function: DNA binding. The record is from RefSeq and is a predicted model, not a curated record.
AUGUCGGGCUCUCCUCCAGCAGAGGACGUCGCAGACGACAACCAGGUCGUGGACGAGUUGGACGACGGCGUCCAGCCAGAGGCUGAAGCCGAGCCCGCGCCCCCAGCCGAACCCGCUCCUCCCGUCAAACGCGGUCGCGGUCGCCCCAAGGGCAGCAAGAACAAGAAGAACGCAGCCGCUGCCGCGUCCGCGGCGGCAGGGCCCUCCACCGGAGAGAAGAGAAAGAGGGGCAGACCCCCCAAGCCCAGGCCAGAGGGAGAGGAGCCUCCCGUCAAGCGCAAACGCGGCAGGCCUCCCAAGAACCCAAAGCCAGAGGCUGCGGCAGACAAGGCUGGAGAAUCGAGCGCCGCGGAGGGCAGUGCGACGAAGACAACGGCAGAGACCUGA